AUGGCCGACGCCGAUCUGAAGCAAGCGAUUCUCCGGCUGACGGAUCUCAUCGCAACCCAGCAGCAGCAGAUUGCAGCUCUCCAGCAGGGUAACGCCAAUCAAGCUGGAAGCGAGAAGAUCAUCGAGUCACUCUCCACCGGAAUCGACGAGUUCCAAUACGAUCCGGACGGCGGCAUCUUUUUCGAUUCGUGGUACGCUCGGUACGAGGACGUGUUCAAGGAGGACGGUAAGCAUUUGGACGACAAGGCGAAGGUCAGGCUGCUUCUGCGGAAAAUCGGCACGCAGUUCCACGAACGCUACGUGAACAGCGUUUUGCCGAACCAUCCGCGGGAUUUUGGAUUCGAAGACACCGUGAAGAAGCUGAAGAAGCUGUUCGGACGCCAAAAGUCCCUCUUCAACGCUCGGUACCAGUGUCUUCAAUACGUGAAGAACGACGCCGAUGAUUUUUCGUCAUACGCCGCGUCGGUCAACAAGCACUGUGAAGCGUUCCAGAUGGAAAAACUGUCCAGCGACCAAUUCAAGACUCUCAGGUUCGUAUGCGGUCUUCAGUCACCGCGCGAUUCGGACAUCCGGACCAGACUGAUCGGAAAGUUGGAAGCUGAAGAAAACGCGCCGCCCGCCGACGGUGCCACUCUCAAGCUUGAAAACCUGGUUGAGGAGUGCAACCGCAUCAUCAACCUCAAGCAAGACACCCAGAUGAUCGAGAAAGGCUGCGGGGACAAGUCAAACGUUCACGCAAUUUCUCGCCAUCAUCGUACUUCAAGUCGGAAGGAGAAGAAGUCGCAGUCACCGAAAACACCUUGCUGGUUCUGUGGGGAUCUACACUACGUCAAGGAGUGUCCCUACCAGUCCCAUACCUGUACAAAGUGCAAGCGGAAGGGCCACAAGGAAGGCUACUGCUCCUCAUCCGAAAAGAAGUCAUCAAAGCAGGUCGACAAACCGAAACCUAAAGACGUCGUAAAGUCCAAAGGUAUCUCGGUUAAGCGAGUUGACCUCACGAAGAAGCGGAAGUAUGUCAAGAUCGAAAUCAACGGUUCGCCCGCAACGUUGCAGCUCGAUUGUGCCUCCGACAUCACCAUUAUUUCCAAGCGCACUUGGAAAUCCGUGGGCAAGCCUGUCAUCAAUCCAUCGGAAGUCGACGCCGUGAGUGCCUCUGGUGACAGCAUCGGGAUACUAGGUGAGUUCAACGCCGAAAUCACCGUUCAAGACGUGACAAAAUCUGGCCGCAUUUUCGUCACGAGCAAUCCGGAUCUCAACGUACUCGGAAUCGAAACAAUCGAUCAGUUCGAUCUCUGGUCGGUUCCAUUCAGCUCGUUGGUCAACAACAUCCAGCAAAACUCGAACGCAACGAUGCAGAAGCGUCAAGCCAAGUUUCCUGAAGUGUUCCAGUCCACGCUCGGAUGCUGCUCGAAAGCGAAGGUAACACUCUAUCCGAAGCCAGACGCACGCCCUUUGUACUGCCCCAAGAGACCGGUUGCCUACGCUGCCCUCCCGAAAGUUGAUGCUGAGCUGCAGAGACUUCAAGAUAACAGCAUCAUUUCGCCAGUCCAGUUCUCCGAUUGGGCUGCUCCCAUAGUCGUGGUUCGCAAGUCCGAUGUCUCCGUACGUAUCUGUGGUGACUACUCCACGGGUCUCAACGACGCACUCGAGUCGGAUCGCCAUCCGCUACCGCAUCCGGACGACAUUUUUGCUGAACUAGCCGGCUGCCGUUACUUCUCCUGCAUCGACCUAUCGGACGCAUAUCUCCAGGUCGAAGUAGAGGAAUCAUCACGACGACUGCUCACGAUAAACACGCACAAGGGUUUUCCAGUACAACCGUUUGCCGCCCGGUGUGAAAUCGGCUCCUGGAGCGUUCCAGAGGAUCAUCGACAGCAUGGUUGCCGGCAUUCCUGGUGUCAAGCCUUACCUGGACGACAUCCUAAUCGCUGGAAGGACUCAAGAAGAGCACGACCUCAGGCUUCACGCUGUGCUGCAGCGAAUUCAUCAAGUUUCUGGGCCACAUCGUCGACAAGGAUGGUCUCCGCCCAGAUCCAGCCAAAACCAGCGCUAUCUCCGAAAUGGCACCUCCAACGAAUGUAUCGCAACUACGGUCGUACCUCGGUGCGAUUAACUACUACGGACGGUUCGUUGGACAGAUGA
This is a messenger RNA of Aedes albopictus (Asian tiger mosquito), 2139 nucleotides long. RefSeq lists its product as uncharacterized. The record is from RefSeq and is a predicted model, not a curated record. Bases 1 to 2139 code for a protein of 712 amino acids. The transcript is spliced from 2 exons. NCBI's taxonomy places the organism in Eukaryota, Metazoa, Arthropoda, Insecta, Diptera, Culicidae.